CAAUGAGGUCAUAUCGUCACUAAAAUGAAUUUUGGAUAGCAUAUUAGUGUUUAUGAGAUCGAUCACUACUUGCCUGAUCUCGACCUUGCCGGUUAGAUUCGUCAGAUCAUGCUUAUCACAACGCUCGUACGUAGAUACGCUUGAACGAAAUCUCAUCAUGUCAUCCUCAGAAGAUGAGGAAGCUCAAAUUGAAAGGGCUAUCGCUCUUUCUUUACAAGCAGAUAUUCAAUCUCCAGAUGCAGGUGAGAAGCGAAGAAACACUGUCGAGGAUGUCUCAAAGGAUCAGUCAUGGAGACAGAACCAACCUACUGGUGCCGGGCUGAAUCUAAAGGAAUUGGCUGCGGAACGAAAUGCUCGGUCAGUUAAGAAGCGAAACCUCGAGCCAGACAUCGAAAUUAUCUCAACAGAUAGUAAGGGUUCUAAACGGCGGAAAGCUGUCAUAGUCGACCUCAGCGACACUAGAGAUGACAACCCUGCUUCAGGGCGGCCUCCAGCUUCACCUGCCACUCCACAAAACUCCAUGACUUCCUUCGCUCCCGGAUCCUUUCCCAAGGGUGUCAUCAAGCGUACUUGGGCAUUUGGCUACGACCGGUCUGAUGAUGUCAAGAUCGAAGAAGUGAUACAGAAGAAUAGAAUCGAAGACGUUGUGUUAAGUGCUUUUCAAAUCGAUCUACAGUGGUUACUAUUGAAGUUCGCACCGAUCAGAUCGCUUAUUACAAUCACUAUGGGACUCAAAGACAAAAAAGACCAGGAACAGUGGAGGUCAGAUGCGAAGAAGAAUUUUCAGUAUAUCCGACUGUGCUUCCCCGACAUGUCUGGCCAGAUCAGUUCUAUGCAUUGCAAGUUCAUUAUUUUAUUCCACGGCACGCACGUUCGGAUUGUCAUUCCGACUGCCAACCUGAUGAAAUACGACUGGGGCGAAACUGGGGCAAUGGAAAAUUUGGUGUUCAUGAUCGAUCUUCCUCGCCUUCAAAGCCAACAAACCAAUGAGGAAGCUCUUCCACCCUUCGGGCAAGAGUUUCUUUACUUUUUGAGAAGGCUAGGCAUAGACAAUGACAUCUGUCAGAAGCUCUUGAAAUUUGAUUUUACUGAAACAAAGAAAUUUGGAUUUACACACACAGUUGCUGGUUCUCAUACAGAUGAGACUGUUCACAGGACGGGGUUACCAGGACUGUCGCACUCCAUCAAGAGACUAAGCCUCCAGUCCAGCGAAAAGCUCACGCUCGAUUACGCCAGCGCCUCACUUGGUUCCUUGGACGACCAGAUCCUGGAAUGUCUCUAUCGAUCUGCGAUGGGACAAGACAUCACUAGCAAGAGCUCUAGUAGCAUCUCCAGCGAACACUUGCGCUCGAAGAUCCGGAUUCUUUUCCCGAGUGAGGGCACCGUGAAGAGUAUUAAAGAUGGACCCGAAAGUGCCGGGAUUAUAACGUUGCAGAAGCAAUACUGGAAUUCAGGAAAAUUCCCGAAAGCGUGCAUGCGUGAAUACAAGUCCAUUCGAAACGGGCUUCUCAGCCAUAACAAGCUGAUUCUCGCACGUGGAGAGAGAGAGGGCAAGGCUAUUGCAUGGGCCUAUCUCGGGAGCGCCAACUUUUCCGAAUCUGCCUGGGGCAAGCUUGUUAGAGAUCGCGCAACGAAGAUUCCGAAGCUGAAUUGCCGCAACUGGGAAUGCGGCGUGGUGGUUCCGAUGUCCGAGUCAGCUCUAGAGAGCAUUGAUAAAGAGGCAGAUGCGACUGUGUCAUCGAAAGUCUUCGAGACCGUGUUUAGAUUACCUUUUGAACACCCGGGGGAGACAUAUGAGGGAAAGUCUCCAUGGUUCUUCAAAGAACAUCACUCCGACGCUCACUCUUGGCGUACUUGAAAGAGUCAUACAUUUGACAGCUUUUGCAUAGCCGAGCAUCGAUGUUGCGUGGCUUUGGAUCUCAAGAUAAGAGGUGGAUUCCGCCUAGCAAUGGCGCACAAAUCAAGACCACUGACGAAUGUAACGCGUAAAUUGGCUCAAUCGACGUCGAAUGAUAAUUUGAUAGCCUUUUUGGCCUUCUUUGUUUUGCUUGUAAUUUUCUUGGUUGUAGGAGCGACAGUCUUGGUGACUUCUGAGGUGGGGUCAAUCUCGUCUGCAUCCUUGAUGACCUUUCCGAUCUUGCGCUUUUUAGAGUGGCGACCAGCUUCUGCUACAUACAGCUCAGCAUCUUCAGAUAAUGGUCCCUGUAUCUGUUC
Pseudovirgaria hyperparasitica is the source of this 2214-nucleotide messenger RNA. Its product is annotated as phospholipase D/nuclease. Gene Ontology annotation, biological process: single strand break repair; double-strand break repair. Bases 158 to 1858 code for a protein of 566 amino acids. Lineage: Eukaryota; Fungi; Ascomycota; Dothideomycetes; Acrospermales; Acrospermaceae. The record is from RefSeq and is a predicted model, not a curated record. Gene Ontology annotation, cellular component: nucleus. The transcript has 4 exons. Gene Ontology annotation, molecular function: single-stranded DNA binding; 3'-tyrosyl-DNA phosphodiesterase activity; double-stranded DNA binding.